AUGGAAAUGAAGAGAGAGAAAGCACACAACAGAAGAGAAGAGAACACAAUCUCAUCAAUCCUCUUGGUCUUAGCAAACAACAUAGGCUUAGCACACACGAACAUAAACACAAACACCUGGUGUGCAGUAAAGUAAGUUAUGUCCGCACAUGAAUGAAUGACAUCUCCUCACAACUCUCUCUCGCCCGCUGAAUCUUCCAUGGAUCACGCCGACUCCUCUCACCACACCCCCAACAAGCGCCGCCGCGGCGCCGUCCCCGCCGCCGCCGCCGACUCCUUCUCCGGCGAGGUCUGGAGGAACUUCACCGACAGCUUCCGUGAAGUCCAGUCAGUUCUUGAUCGCAACCGCGUCUUGAUCCAGCAGGUCAAUGAGAACCAUCAGUCCAAGAUGCACGAUAAUAUGGUGAAGAACGUGGAGUUGAUUCAGGAGAUUAAUGGGAAUAUCACCAGAGUUAAGGUGCUGUAUUCGGAGCUGUCUUCGAGUUUUUCGAGUGUGUUGAGGAAUGGUAGGGAUGGGGCUGGAGGUGGGAAUGAUGGGGAGGAGUGACCGUUAGGUUGUUGGGGUGCCCAGCAUCUCCCUAGCUCGAACCGCGAUGUCGAUUAUUACAAUAUAAGGCUAUAGUUGCGCCAUCUCCAACAAGUAGCUGCUUUCGGUGUAGUGGUUAGCGGGUCCUAAAAACUGUUAGGUGAUUUUGAAUUUAAGUCAGUGUGUUGAUCAUCAUGUUGUGCUUUUCUUUUUGUGAUAUGUGAAUUUUUAGACUAAGUGCUGCUCUUGUUAGUUUCAUGGUUUUCAAAACUCGGAAUUUUUAUGUGACAAUACAAGCUUGUUUAGUGUGUAA
Molecule: messenger RNA, 838 nt
Organism: Daucus carota subsp. sativus
Lineage: Eukaryota; Viridiplantae; Streptophyta; Magnoliopsida; Apiales; Apiaceae
Product: protein EARLY FLOWERING 4
Exons: 1
Coding region: 157-546 (129 amino acids)
Biological process (GO): positive regulation of circadian rhythm; entrainment of circadian clock
Cellular component (GO): nucleus
Source: RefSeq, a predicted model, not a curated record